Messenger RNA from Botrytis fragariae, 452 nucleotides. RefSeq lists its product as uncharacterized. The coding region runs from base 1 to 222 and encodes 73 amino acids. The transcript is spliced from 3 exons. Lineage: Eukaryota; Fungi; Ascomycota; Leotiomycetes; Helotiales; Sclerotiniaceae. The record is from RefSeq and is a predicted model, not a curated record.
AUGAAUACACAGCGACACAAUCGUCCUCCACCACAAACUGUGGAAAUUGACUUCUAUACACUUGUGCCAUCAAUUCACGGAUGCGCCAACUUCGAACUUCUAGCACAAUUUGCACUUCAAGUUUCGGCAUAUACUAAUCAGGUAAUUACAAAAUUUUCUCUUAUUCUGAUUGAAAUGGAUAAUCAUCCAUUUGUCGAUGAUGCAAAAAACAUUCCAUGCUAAAUCCGAUAGACUUGUGUCUAAUGCGGAAGACAACGUAGACUUUUCAUCUUUCACCUGAGGCACUUUUGCUAUCAGCAUACUUUAUGUGGUUUUAUCUGUAACUCAUAUGCUAAUAUGUUGAACAGAGAACUAGCUUUCACAUUGUGCAAUGUCGCCUUUGUCGUUGCUGAUGGCACAAAAACAAAUGAUUGUUUGGAGCAUGGAGUUGGAGGUUGAACAUAGUGCAUGGG